GAGACCGGAGAGGGGCCCCCAGAGCAGCCUGCAGGGCAGUAUGAUCCCUGAAUUCCUCUGCCUCCUCUGCUUUGGGCUGUGUGCUGGUCAAGGAAGCAGGGGGACUGACGAGUCCCUUCCCAAGCCCUCCCUCAGGGCCUGGCCCAGCUCGGUGAUGCCUCGCUGGAGUAACGUGACGCUGCAAUGCCAGACUUCUACCAAGAAUGUCAACUUUGUUCUCAGAAAGGGAAAAGUUCCUUUGGAGUCUGUGCAAUCAUGGAUUUCCACAGAUGGGCCGGCUGAAUUUCACCUCACUGACCUAAAAACCAACAGCGCUGGAGAGUACACCUGUGACUACUACAGACGGGGGCCCCCCCACACACAUUCACAGCCUAGUGACGUCCUCCUACUACUGGUGACAGGAGAUUUACCUAAACCUUCCCUGCAAGCCCACCAAAGGGGUGAGGUGACCGCAGGAGACACCGUGACCUUGCAGUGCCAGAGGCCAGACAAUAUUUUUGUGCCUGUAAUGUUCGCUCUACUGAAGGCGGGAGCGGCAGGGCCCAUACGGGUCCAGAGUCCAGCAGGGAAGGAGACAGACUUUUCCCUCCGGACUGUGACAGUCAAUGACGCCGGGAACUACAGCUGUGUGUACUUUCUGAUGAAGGCUCCUUUCUUGACCUCACAGCCUAGCAGUCAUCUCGAGAUCCAGGUGACAGCUCCCCCAGGGGCCGCGUCCCGGGAUUACACCUCGGGCAACCUCAUCCGACUGGGUCUGGCUGCAGUGAUUGUGGUGAUUAUGGGGGCUUUCGUGGCGGAAGCCUGGUGCGGCCAGAAGGAGUCUCCACGUGGAUCCACAUAAAACAGCUGAGCGCGUCUCUUCUUUGGGCUGGUGUCACGACACGGGGCUCUGUCAACACCAGACUCCACCAUGGGACUUCUUGUGGUUCUCAACGUAGACACAGACAGCAUUUUGGGUGGGAUAGUUCUUCAUCACAGGGGACUGUUCUGUUUGUUGUGGGAACACUUAGCACCACUUCUCAUUCCCAUUAAAGAGCAGUUGAAACCCCAGUCAUCGUGGAAGAAGAUAGCAAGCAAGUUCUAUUGUGCUUUUCCCAACAGCCCUAGAUGUGGAGGACGGGAGUGUGUGGUGUUCCCCUGGCGGACAGCCUGUGUUUGGGGACCAGGAGAAAUAUUUCUUCUCUUCCUCCCUCUCCUGAUCUCAGGUCUGUCCUUCUAUGCAUAGGCUCCACAGCUGUCUGGGGAGUGAGGCAUCCUUCGUCAAGUUAACAGCCUGUGUGAGAUCUUUGGGGGAGGUUUGGGAAGCUUGCAGAUGAAAUGUGACCUCACUCAUUUCCUGACAUUAUGGAAGACCCAAAGUGGCCCCUGAGAGUGUCAUCUAGGAUCGAGUGGCCAGGAACUGUCCCCCAUAUUGAAGGCUUCUUGGUGCUCAGGACAACAGAGAUUAAGACAGAAUCACUUGGUUGUAAAGUUGUUCAUGUAUCAAAAUCAAAAUUAAUAAAGUACAUGGCACCAGCUCACUUUUCCUGGAACCAGGAUAUGGAAAA
This is a messenger RNA of Lutra lutra (Eurasian river otter), 1547 nucleotides long. RefSeq names its product T-cell-interacting, activating receptor on myeloid cells protein 1-like. The record is from RefSeq and is a predicted model, not a curated record. The transcript has 5 exons. The coding region runs from base 41 to 841 and encodes 266 amino acids. Gene Ontology annotation, cellular component: plasma membrane. NCBI's taxonomy places the organism in Eukaryota, Metazoa, Chordata, Mammalia, Carnivora, Mustelidae.